AGUCGCCGCCCCUCGUGAAGCCAUGGUCCGAAACGGCAUCUUGGUUCCAUGUCCCACCCGUCCCUCGCCUUUAUUGUCAUCAUCUUUCGGUUCACAACAAGAUCGUCACCGUUCUCCAACGAAGAAAUCCAGCGUUCAGAAUAUUCCACGCGUUUAACUUUACAGGCGCGAAUUUGUGACAAGUUCCAUGUACUUUGUUAAUGGAGGACAUAUGGUGCUGCCUAACUCACUCACAGACGCCGGAUUCGCACCCAUCUUGAAGAAAGAGAGCGUUGAGGUUUGGUUUUCAUCGGUCCAGUGAAACCCUAGCCCGUUCUCUCUUCUUUUCGUCCGAUCUCAUACUUUUCCUUUCAUUUCUGGAUUCGAAUACCUUUAUCGCAACGGAGAUCCUCAUAUCUUUCGAUUUCUCUUUAGAUUUAGGAAUCCCAGAAAUCAUAACAAAAUUUGAUUUCUGGUUGCGAAGAUCUAGUCUAGAGUUUGAAGGGGAAGGAGAUAGCGUACUUUGAUGUAUGGCAUCUGGCCCUCUGUCAGAAGGCGACGUCGAUGGCUCUCGUGAGAAGCGGCGUUGGGUGGAGAACAAGGUUUACACCCGAAAAGCCCACAACAAAACCCUCAAGCCCAACCCGAAUCAAAACCCCUUGCCUCUCACUCAAAUCCAGCCCCCUUCUUCGCAGCAAGCCCUAACCACGACCACCGAUGGCAUCAAUUCCCCUCUCCAGCAGCAGAAACCACCGCAGCAGUCUCUGGAGAACCCUCAGCCAGCAGUGCCCCAACAGUUAUCUACUGCCUCUGACUACGUGGCCUCCAGCAUCCACCCCAAGCCCGCCAAUCUCCGCCUCCCCAAUGACCAGAACAGGGUAAUAGCCAUCAACUUAGCUUUGAAGUCAAAGCAUGAGGUUCGGGAACUCCGUGGGAAGCUUAUUUCUGAGCUAGAGCUGGUCCGUUCUCUUUUAAGGAGACUGGAAGCCCGGCAGACGCAACUUUCCAUGAACGACACUGCAAAAAUCGCCUCCCCCCCAGGGCAAAACAUGUCUCAGCUUUCUGGGAAUGAUGUUGGAGCUUCUUUACCCAUCAAAAGGGCGCCAGCUCUUUCAGAGACUGCUUCAGCAGCUGCCCCAACUCCAAUUCGCCGCCAAUUGACUGUUUCAAUUCCAGCUGCAGUAGGUGGAGAUAAUGGCAUUGUUGAUAUAUUGGAGAAGGAGAAGCGAACCCCAAAGGUCAAUCAGUAUUAUAAGAAUACAGAUUUUCUUCUUGGGAAGGAGAAGCUCCCACCACCAGAAUCCAUCAAGAAGGCAAGGGUGAAUGGGAUCAAGAAUGUAAUGCAGUCGAUGGAAAAUAAAAUCAACGAGCAGGCCUUUAAGAAAUGUGGUGUGCUGCUCUCGAAGCUUAUGAAGCACAAUCAUGGUUGGGUUUUCAAUACUCCUGUUGAUGCCAAGGCUCUUGGUCUCCCAGAUUACCACAAAAUUAUCACUCAUCCCAUGGAUCUAGGCACUGUGAAAUCCAGAUUGAGCAGAAAUUGGUACAAGGCUCCCAAGGAGUUUGCAGAGGAUGUGAGACUCACCUUCUGCAAUGCACUGACUUAUAAUCCAAAGGGGCAGGAUGUUCACAUCAUGGCUCAGCAACUUCUGCAGGUAUUCGAGGAGCGAUGGUCUAUAAUAGAGGCUGACUUAGCUUAUCUUAAUUCUCCACUAGCAAUGAAGAGGCCGCCACCUCUUGACAUGAAGAAGACUAUAGAAAGGUCGGAUUCCACCCUUAGUCCCUUUUCAGUAGAUUUGAAGACAAAAUCAUUGAAGCAGUUGACACACAGCGGACGACCUCUGGUAUCAAAGAAGCCCAAGGCCAAGGAUCCAAACAAGCGUGAAAUGACAUUUGAGGAGAAGCAGAGAUUGAGCAAUAACCUACAAAAUCUGCCUUCAGAAAAGCUGGACAUGGUUGUACAAAUAAUUAAGAAAAGGAACCUGUCAGUAAGCCAACAUGAGGAUGAGAUUGAGGUGGACAUCGACAGUGUGGAUACUGAGACACUUUGGGAACUAGAUAGGUUUGUAACCAAUUAUAAGAAAAGUCUGAGCAAGAUUAAAAGAAAGGCAGAACUUGCCAUUCUUUCAAAGGCAAAGCCUGAGCUGCAUGCCCAAAACAGGGAGCAAAGAAUGGUUUCUAAUUCUGCACCCACAGAUAUGCCCAGAGAAAGUAAGACAGUGACUGUUGAAAAAAUCAUUGCGUCUUCAUCACCAGCUGGAGGUACAAUGGUUGGGAAGAAUGAAAGCAGAUCAAGUAGUUCGAGUAGUUCGAGCAGUGAUUCUGGAUCAUCAUCCAGUGAUUCGGAUAGCGAAAGUUCCUCUAGAAGUAGCUCAGAUGGUGUACGAUAACCCGGAACAUUAGAUGUUUUGAUGGAGGUAAGCAUUUCAUUAUUAUUUUUUUGAACAAUUUCAAUAUUUUUGGUUCGGCUUUGUUUGGAUUGAAGCAA
This is a messenger RNA of Dendrobium catenatum, 2464 nucleotides long. RefSeq names its product transcription factor GTE4-like. The record is from RefSeq and is a predicted model, not a curated record. Gene Ontology annotation, molecular function: protein binding. The transcript has 4 exons. The coding region runs from base 510 to 2366 and encodes 618 amino acids. Lineage: Eukaryota; Viridiplantae; Streptophyta; Magnoliopsida; Asparagales; Orchidaceae.